Messenger RNA from Bubalus bubalis (water buffalo), 7351 nucleotides. It is a transcript of the gene SHROOM2, whose product is annotated as shroom family member 2. Gene Ontology annotation, biological process: actin filament organization. Lineage: Eukaryota; Metazoa; Chordata; Mammalia; Artiodactyla; Bovidae. Bases 256 to 4749 code for a protein of 1497 amino acids. The record is from RefSeq and is a predicted model, not a curated record. Gene Ontology annotation, molecular function: actin filament binding. The transcript is spliced from 10 exons. Gene Ontology annotation, cellular component: adherens junction; cortical actin cytoskeleton; apical junction complex.
CUGACCCCUCCCUGCGGGCCCGCCCCCUCCGGGACCCGCCUUCCCCCGUGCGCAGCGCCGCGAGUCCUCCGUACUCCCUCGCGCCCCUGGCCGGUACUUUCCUUGCAAGUUGCAGCGCAAGUUUGCCCGCGGUCGGCGACAGGGGCGCCGAGAGCCUCCCUCGCCCUCGGCCGGCUGGGCUUCUCCAGAGCAUAUGGGCGCGGGUCAGGCGGCCCCGGGGGCCUGAGCGGCCGUGCCGCCUUUGCGCCCCGCGCCAUGGAGGGCGCCGAGCCCCGCGCGCGGCCGGAGCGACUGGCGGAGGCCGAGGCACGGACGGCCGAUGGCGGGCGCCUGGUGGAGGUGCAGCUGAGCGGUGGCGCCCCUUGGGGCUUCACCUUGAAGGGCGGCCGCGAGCACGGCGAGCCGCUGGUCAUCACCAAGGUUGAAGAAGGCAGCAAAGCUGCGGCCGUGGACAAACUGCUGGCCGGAGACGAGAUCGUGGGCAUCAAUGAUGUCGGUCUGUCCGGGUUUAGACAGGAGGCCAUCUGCUUGGUGAAGGGGUCGCAUAAGACCCUGAAGCUGGUGGUGAAAAGGAGGAAUGAGCUGAGCUGGAGGCCACACUCCUGGCAUGCCACCAAGUUCUCCGACAGCCAGUCCGAGCCAGCUGCACCUCUGUUUCCCUGCCCCUCUCGGCCGAGCCGGUACCACGCCAGCUCCUCCUCCCAGGACCUGUCGGGCGGUGCCUGGGAGCCAGCGAACCUGCAGCGCACCUCGGACCACUUCAGCUCGCUGGGGAGCGUCGACAGCCUGGACCCAUCCUCCCAGCCCGACCCGUCGGGGCGCCUCUCGGCGGCCAAGUCCAGCAGCAGCAUCGACCGCCUGGGUGGUGCCAGCAAGCGGGACUCAGCUUACGGUUCAUUCUCCACCCGCUCCAGCACCCCGGACCACACCCUGCCCAAGGCGGACGCGUCCUCAGCCGAGAAUAUCCUCUACAAAGUGGGCCUGUGGGAGGCCUCCGCUGCAGCGGACAGACGGCCGGGCCUAGCGGCCGGCGACCCUCAGGGCACCGAGGAGCCCCUGGGGUGCUUACCGCCCCGGGUCCCCGAGGACGGCCCCGAGCCCAAGCUAGCUGCUUGCGGGCGGUCCAGCUCCGGGCCCGUCUGGUAUGUUCCGGAUAAGAGACGAGCCCCUCCGUCCCCUCCCCCGCCGCCUCCCCCGCUCCGCCGUGACAGCUUCGCUGCCACCAGGAGCCACGAGCAGACCCAGGGCCCCACGUUCUCAGCAGACGCGGCCCCAGCGCAGCCCUUGCCGGGCCUGAGCCGCGUACAGCCCCACGGUGGCGACUGGAAGAGACCCGAACCCGCUGAUCAGCUGUUGAGGCCGGUGCGCGGGGCUGACGGGGGGAGAGCUGCGAGCUCGGGGUGCGCUCCAGGGGCACAUGUGGACUGUGGGUGGCCGGCCUGCGACAGCGGGUCCCGGGCCCUUUUGGGGGCCCCCAGCCGGCUGCAAGCUUCUCUCUCGAGCACUGACGUGCGCCGCCCGCAGCCCUCGCCCGUGUGCCAACACCCGCGCCACUCGAGCGACGAGGGCCCCUUCUUCCGCGAGGGCCCCAGGGCCACCACGUGGCUAGGGGAGCCCCUCCCCGCUGACUGCCUCGGGAACAACACCCCUGCUGCCAUUGUCGUCGGAGGGCCGCGCGCAGCAGACCAGAGGGGCGACUGCAGUGCGCAGAGCCGCUACUACUGCGUGAUGUCCAGACCCGGUCCCCAGUGGGGCGCCCCGGCCCCUCAGCCCCGCUGCUACCCGUCCCGGCUGGAGGGCACCCCGGGCGCACGGCAGAGAAGCAGGGCAGACCCGGUGGACAGGGCACCCGAGGACCCACCGGGGGCUGGUCUCCUGGACAGAGGCGGCAGGAAGAGGGUGGUGGGCAGCUUGGACGACGGGGGCGGCGAGAUCUGCCCCCUGCAGACGCCCAUGCUGCACUCGCUGAGCCGGGAAAGGGCGUGCCCACCCGAGACCGGCCACAAGGACAUGGCGGCGGCGCCGUCUGAGGCCCUGGCAGGCAAGCCCCUCCGGAGGAGCGACCGCUUCGCCACCACCCUGAGGAAUGAGAUCCAGCAGCGGCGAGCCAGGCUGCAGAAGAGCCGGAGCACGGCCACCUUGGCCAGCUCCGCGGAGGAGGAGGGGGAGGCGGAAGACGACGUGGAGACUGAGGCACACGGCUCCUGGGCGCAGCCAGUGGGCGCCCCGGAGACCACCUUCCCCAGCGGCACCUAUAAGGAUCACCUGAAGGAGGCGCAGGCCCGCGUCCUGAGGGCCACGUCGUUCCGGCGCCGCGACCUGGAUCUCAGCCUGGCGGACCCGGAGCCAGCCCCCCGCGUCUGGGAGGGGGCCCCUGGUGCCAGGCCACCCUUGUGCGCUGCCGGCAGUGGCAGCGGCAGCGCGCGCAUCGGGAGCCGGAGGCGCUUCACUGCUGAGCAGAAACUGAAGUCCUACUCGGAGCCCGAGAAGAUGAACGCAGUGGGGCUGACGGACCAGCGCCCUGCACCCCGCGAUGAGACGCUGCGCACCUUUGCUGACAGGUGGAAGUUUUUUGAGGAAACCAGCAAGCCCGUGGGCCCCCAGCCCGGGCCGAGGCCGGCGCCCUGUGGCUUCCCCAGGGAGAAGCCGGAGAUGCUGUGGAUAGUGGGCCCUGGAAAAGACGGAAAGGCGGGGAGACCCAUCCCGCCAGAGCGGCUCGGCACCUUCGCAGAGUAUCAAGCCUCCUGGAGGGAACAGAGGAAAGUCCCGGAAGCCAGGGGUGGCGGGAGGUACCACUCCGCCGACAACAUCCUCGACGUGGGUGUGGACCAGGAAGAGAGGCCGCAGUACGUCCACGAAAGGUCCCGGUCAUCGCCUUCCACAGACCUCUACAAGCAGGACGCAUCCAUGGAACCUCGAUGGGAAGCAGGGGACCCGGAGGAGCACACGGAGCUUUCUUCGGCGGCACCGGCCGAGGACAGAAGCCCCACCCCAAGACAAGCAGAUGGUCAGCGUUCGGAGAACCACCCAGGAGCACCGCGGGACCCCCGGCAAACCUCUGAACCCCCUGGCGGCAGGGAAGGGCCUGAGGUGUCCCUGGAGGCCCGUGGCCGGGCGGGCACUCUCCCUCGCGAUUACCGGUACCCAGAGCCGCGCACACCCCUGGAGCCACCCGCCCGGGGGCAGGAGCCCCGGCCCCUGAGCGCCGCUGCGCCGGCCCGGAGACCCACCCUACAGAGGCCACAGCCGCCCAAGCGUGAGCUCCGGCCGCCGCCAGGGGACACGCCCGGCCGGCCUCACACCUCCGUGGCCUCCUCGGAGGCAGUGGACACGCGGAGCACGCGGUGUGUGGAGGAGCCCACGGCCCGGCCCCGGCGGGAGGUGCUGCUCCCUGCCCCGUUCCGGCCCCUGCAGACCUUUGCCAUGGACACCUCGCGCUCGCCGUCCCCGCAGUUCGCCCCGCAGAAGCUGACGGACAAGCCCCCUCUGCUCAUCCAGGAUGAGAAUGCUGCCAGAAUCGAGCGGGUGAUGGACAACAACACCACAGUGAAGAUGGUGCCCAUCAAGAUAGUGCAUUCGGAGAGCCAGCCGGAGAAGGAGAGCCGCCAGGCACUGGCCUGCGUCCCCGAGCCACCUCCGCUGCCCCGGGGCCUCGAGCGGGACCAGAUCAAGACACUCAGCACGUCCGAGCAGUCCUACUCACGCUUCUGCCCCUACAGCCGCCAGGGUGCCGAGCCCCAGCCUGCCACCGGCGCCCCGGGCCCCCCCGCCAAGGAAGGCCGGGCCUCCCCUCCCGCGCUGAGCUACGUGAAGGCCAAAGACAGGACCGCCGACGACCUCAAGUCAGAGGAGCUGGCCCGCGAGAUCGCGGGCAGGGAUAAGUCGCUGGCGGACAUCCUGGACCCCGGCGUGAGGAUGAGAACCACCAUGGACCUCAUGGAGGGCAUCUUCCCCAAAGACGAGCACCUCCUGGAAGGCGCACAGCAACGGAGGAAGCUGCUGCUCAAGGGGCCCUCGCCCAGGACGGCGGAGGAGAGGAGGGAGGAGAGCAGCGUGCUGGCAGCCGCACCCUUGGCCACCAACUCCGCCUACUACAGCACGUCAGCCCCCAAGGCGGAGCUGCUGAUAAAGAUGAAGGACCUGCAGGAGCAGCAGGAGCCAGAGGAGGACUCGGGCAGUGACUUGGACCACGACCUGUCAGUCAAAAAGCAGGAGCUCAUUGAGAGCCUUGGCCGCAAGCUGCAGGUACUGCGGGAGGCGCGGGAGAGCCUGCUGGAGGACGUGCAGGCCAACAGCGCGCUGGGCGACGAGGUGGAGGCCCUGGUCAAGGCCGUGUGCAAGCCCAACGAGUUUGACAAGUUCCGCAUGUUCAUCGGGGACCUCGACAAGGUGGUGAACCUCCUGCUGUCGCUGUCCGGCCGCCUGGCCCGAGUGGAGAACGCCCUCAACAACCUGGACGACAGCACGCCUCCGGGCGAUCGGCAAUCCCUGCUCGAGAAGCAGCGUGUCCUGAUCCAGCAGCACGAGGACGCCAGGGAGCUGAAGGAGAACCUGGACCGCCGGGAAGGCAUCGUCUUCGACAUCCUGGCCAGCUACCUGGGCCCCGAGAGCCUGGCGGACUACGAGCACUUCGUCAAGAUGAAGUCGGCGCUCAUCAUCGAACAGCGCGAGCUGGAAGACAAAAUACACCUGGGUGAGGAGCAGCUGAAGUGCCUGUUGGACAGCCUGCAGCCGGAAAGAGGCAAAUGAGGGUGCACCCACCCCCCACCCCACCCGGCCCUCCCUGGAGGAGGAGGAGGAGGAGGAGGAGGAGGAGGAGGAUGCAGAUGGGGUUGGCGGAGUCAUCAGCUCUGGUCCUGCGAAUGCAGCUGAAAACCGCAGCCUGUAUUUACGUCCUGUCGAUGGGGGUCGGGGGGUGGGGGGGUGUCCUCUCACAGCCAGGUGGCGGUCAGCAAAGCAAUAACUUCCAUGUGUGUGUUUGGGAUGAGUUCUUUAAUUCUUAGGUUCCCUUUUGGAAUGCUGAGCAGAGCGGCUCCCCCCGCCCCUUCUCCAUGGUGGCCCGGAAGCGUCCCCACGUGGCGCGGGGGCUCGGGUGCGCCAUGCGCGCCUGCGCAACAGGGUCACCACGUGGCCUAUACCGGCAGUGCGUGCGGGCACUGAACCGCGUCCUCCGUGCGGGAAUAAACGAGUGCGUCUCUAAGAAGGUGCAUGUGGGUUGAGGGUGGGGGCGGUUCGCCUGGUGCACGAGCUGUCCUGUGGAUCACGGGAAGCGCUGGAAGUGUUGCGCCGUUGGUUGUGUCUGUCCUGUAAGGAUGACCCCUGACCCAGCAAAAUAAUGAGGAUGAGCAUUAUUUAUUAAUGUGUUAGAAAGGAGGAUAGUUGUCCAUGUGGUUUAAAGACCAGCUGUGAAAUGAGGAGCUUUCAGCACGCUAGGCUCACUCAUGGUGAAAUCGCCACUUGCACAGUGUGCAUGCUUUAAGAAAGGCGCACGCAGAAGGCACAUACCGGCUUUGGUUUUUCUGGGAUGACACCCGCGUGCAAAUGGUAUUUCUGCAAAGUGAGAUUACCUGGCUGAAAGUGUGUCCGGAGGGUAUGUGCUUGCAAGGUUUUUUUUUUUUUCUUAAGGCCCCUGAGAUAUUUUCCUCAUUUACUUUCCCCUCCGCCCCUCCCCCCCUGCCCCGCCCCCAGAACAUUUCUUUGUGCCCUGAUUGUAUUUCUGUGUGUAUAUGAUUGUGGAUUAUAAUUGGCAGCUCCUGUCUUGUUGCUUCUCUGGAUUAGUUAUGGCAGUGUCAAGGCCACAUUUCCUCUAAGAACCCAUGGUUCUGGCUUUCCAGAAGCCCUAGUGGACCACAAAACUCCCAGACCUGGUCUUUAUCUGCCACAGAGUUGACCACUGUCUGUUCCCCGUUUUAUCAUUUGAUAUUGCAAGGUGGUCCAGAGUCUGUUCACUAAAGAAAACACUGUCGAGCUGUUGUUUUCCAGUGCCCGAGUCAUGACUAGGAGAAGAUAACUUGCAGAUCCCAUGUGCUGCAUUUGCAUCCAGAACAUAUAAACAACUUUCCAAGUUAACAGUAUGAAAACAGACACCCCAGUUAAAACAUGAGCCAGAGACUUAAAUAGACACUUCACCAAAGAGGCUAUAUGCAUGUCAGUAGGCACGAUAGGGUGUUCAGCCCCUCGUGGCUUGGUUCUCACGGUCUGAUUUUUAACCUGAUCAUCUGUGUUCCGUCCCAGUUGGGUGAGAUCCUGCAUAAUGGCGGGAGAAGCCCCAAGAUAACUUCAUGUUGGGGUGAUAGAGAUCAGAUCACGUUACUCCUUGUUUCCUCUUAUGCCUGUGAAAGGAGUUUUCCGACAGGUAGGGAGAUAGCCCUUUGUCACCAGUGGCCGGCACCUUCCCAAAGACAGAAGGACACAAUGUCUUAUUAAAGGACACUACUCCACACGGAGCCAGAAGGACAAGCUGGACUGGCCACGGUGAUACCUCUGCAGCCCUGGGGAGAACCGACCUGGCAGGCUUCAGUGAUGCUGGCAGUAAACAUUCCUUGGCAGCCCACCCACACCAAAGAAAAAGGCCUUUUUCUGCACUUUUUAUUCUUCUUAAAUUAAGCUGUUCCUGAUUUGAAAAGCCCCUCUUCUGCCAGUGAAGUGUCAUCGUCCUCCUCACACGCUAUGGUCACUUGCUGUGAAAAUGGGUCAUGACAGAAACAAAGCUGGCCGUCCAUGGACCCCCUCCCCCACCCCCGCCACUGCCACCUUCCUCCCUUGGGGAGAUAACCACAGUGAUGUCAGUGUGUUUUGAUUUUCACAAAGCUUUCAUCUGUGAUUCUUGCCCUUGUCAUACAGUAUUGUGAUCAUUUUGAUGAUACGUCUGUAAAAUGUGAAAAUAGAGUUUUUGCCUGUAGCCAGGUUUUCAGUGUCUUUUGAGAACGUUGUCUUCUACAUAGCAAUACACAGGGCACUGGUGUCCUUUAAACGAAGCCCAUAGAAUCACAACGGUCCUGUCUGUUUCCCUAUCUGCCUCAUAAAUGUCUGGUGGUGGGGACAUAGAGAUUGCAGUGAGUCAGUGUGCACAACUUUGUGUAUAGCUAUAUUACAGCAUAUGCAAACAAUCUGGUGCUAACGUUUCUCCCGUGGCAUUCCUGGGUGGUGGCUGAUGGCUCACCCCGGGUCAUUGCUCAGCUGAGAAGUGCUCUCUGUAUCUCGAGGUUGCAGUCAGGGACCUUGCCGGAGACUUUGAUCAUGCCGCCCACCAUGGAAGAUGUGUACCAAUUUCAUGCUCAACACUUAACACUUACCUCUCAACAGAUCAUCCUGCUUGACCUUAAUACAAUAAAUGGUGUCUUUCAGUGAA